Molecule: messenger RNA, 2082 nt
Organism: Sycon ciliatum
Lineage: Eukaryota; Metazoa; Porifera; Calcarea; Leucosolenida; Sycettidae
Exons: 1
Coding region: 1-2082 (693 amino acids)
Cellular component (GO): nucleus
Molecular function (GO): RNA binding
Source: RefSeq, a predicted model, not a curated record
AUGUUCCAGUUGAAAGUGGCCAACCUGCAGCUCACUCGUUUGCGUAUGGAUGAGAGGCAGCUUCGUAAGCAGCUCUUCCAAGCGUUCACGCGAUAUGGUAAGUGUAGUGUCUAUGUUGACGCGCCGAUGCGUAAUGACGACACGCGCGAUGCGUACGUAACGUUCUGGAACCUCCAGCACGCUAAGACGGCUCGCCGUGAAAUGGAGGACCGCAGCUUCCACUCGCGGCGCCUGGACAUCACGCUGCUGCCAAAGCCGCGCAUAUUCGGCGCCGAGAGUAACUGGCAGCGCAACGGAAACUUCUCGCCGCUUGGUGGACGUCCGGCGCAGCAACGGAUGGACGGUGGCAACAGUGGCCCGGUCGACAAGCAGGGAGCCAUGCCCUUUCGCACAGCACAGGCACAAGCGGAUAGCGUACCUGCUACCAGGACGCUGUAUGUUGGUAACUUGCCACCCGGCGUGUCUGCAGGCGAGCUCAAAGCUCACUUUAGUGGUGCUGGCGACAUAUACGAUCUGCAGAUCAAGCGCGCGCACAUGGGCCCAGACUAUGCCUUUAUUAAGUUCCAACACAUGCGAGAUGCUCGCCGCGCAAAGCUGGAGCUGCAAGGCUCCCUGCUGCAGAAGUGCCGCCUGCGCAUGAACUUCAGCAAAGGCACGCCGUCGAAUCGCAUCUACGUGUACAACCUGGGGCGCUGGGCAACCCAGCCUGUGCUCGAGCGUUGCUUUGAGCGCUUUGGCGUCAUGCGCGCCUUUGACUAUCGGCCCGGCAGUGCGUUUGCCAUCGUUGAGUACGAGCAGCAGGACAGUGCGCGCAAGGCCAUGCAGGACCAGGUGCGCGUGCUGGCGGAGAACGUCGAGCACCCGGUGGCGGUGAGCUUCGUCGAUGCCAUGGACCUGACAGUGAAUUUCCAGGGAGAGCGCGGGCGCUCGGGUAAUUGGGAUGCCGCUGCUGGUAAUGCUAUGGUUGGCGGCAAUAGUGGCAGUGCUGCAGACCAGGACCGCAGGAGUGCCAGCCGGAGUAGAGAAUUUGGCCAAAUGCCGGAGCGUGAUUAUUGGCACUCCGAUGAAAGAACUAAUAGGAAACGCAGUCACUCGGCCGAUGAACGGCAAGAGGCUGCCACCAAGCGGCAGUUCAGUGGCGUAGCCGAGAGCGACGGCGCCAUUGGCGGCGGUGAUGGUGGCGAGUCGCUGGCAGACAUUGCUGCCCGCUGUGCCGUGAUGUGGCGUGGCUGCCUAGUGCUGCGUGACGCGUGCUGCCCGAUACGGUUGCACUCCGUGGACGAGAGCCCUGGCCUAGCGGAGGGUGUGUUGAGUUGUUUGGAAGUGCCGCGCAUCACUUUGUCGAAAAAGAUGCCCUUGGAUCCCGCUAGGCUGGACGAGCUGUUGAAAACUGUACAUGUCAGUAACCAUAGCUGGCUUCUGGCCCUGCCGACAGGAACAAGUGAUACUGAUGAGCUGCGUGCACAGCUUGCUGUGGUGGAUAAGGCAGUAAGGAAGACCUCUGUCGAGCCGUACAUGGGUAGUAAUGACACUGGCUCCAUCGUCUCACCACAAUCUGAUAAGAUGGGCGCGGAUGAUGACAACCGUGCCGCUGGCCUUGCCUCGACAGAUAUUGCGAUGGACACCGGAGAGAAUACGUUAGAUGCGGAACCUGGAAACAUUCUCCUUUCAAAGCAGAAUGAUAGAACUAGCCCCACGCCGGCUGUUGGCAGUGGCUGUGAUGCAGGGGAAGAGAGGUGUCUAGCUAGCGGCCCUACUAACCCUACACCCACAUCAAUGCCCGCAGACUAUUUGGCAGCACCCGAACUUCAAUGGCGGCAUAUGAAAAACUUUGCCAACUACAUGCGUGCCAAGCAGUGCGCCGGUGUCGCACAACUGGACCUAUCUCUUCCCGGUGGUGCGAGUUUAUGCCAGGAACUAGGCGCGACGCAUGGGACUGCCCUUCUGCAUGCGUUCCCACCCAGCGACUUCACAGACCAGCAGCUAGCAGAUCUGUGCCCUGGCCUGGCGACGCCGCUCGACGGUGUUAUGCUUGUGCUGCUGUUAGUGCCGUCGUUGACAGCUACCUCACCGGUGACGUAG